GCCGACAUGCCCGCGCGCCGCACGACACGGCCUGAGCCGUCGCCGCUCCUCGCGCGCCUUGAUGCCUUCAUGCCGGCCAUCGCGAGCGCCAACGCCGCGCUGAGCCAGACCACGGGUGCGGCGGGAUCGUCGUUGGAAGCGGCGAUAGGAACGAGUGCUGGCGCGGGUGUGAGCGCACUGGCCGGCGGGCGCAGCGACGCAUCUCUGCGCUUCAUGGAGGAGGAGGAGGGCGAGGGCGAGGACGAGGAGGAAGAGCUGAUCGAUCCUCAGCUGCUGAGCGACCCGGGCGCGAGAUCUAGCCGAGAUUGCGCCGAGAUCUGGCUGCGACCUGGCGGCGGGCCAUACGUGGAGAUGGACCUGCACUGCGGGGUGUUUGAGAAGGUGGCGGUCGACGAGUCAUCCUCGAGCAGCUCAGAGGAGGACGAGGAGGGAGAGGGAGACGACGGCGGCGGCGGCGGCGGCGGCGGCGACGGCGGCGGCGGCGGCGGCGGUUUGCGUCUUCCGUCGCGGCGCACCGCGGCGGUGGCGGAGGCGCAGCGCGCGGGGCGGACGCUGAUUGCGGAGGUUGCGGGUGGGGAGGAGGAGGCGAGCGACGGCGGGGAGGAGGAGGAGGAGUCGCGUGGCGGCGACACAAGCGGUGGCACCACCGACGCGGCGAGCGGUGGUGCGGGGAAGGGGGCCAGGAAGGGCCGACGCUAGGGCCGACGGUCGUGGCGAGACUGUGACUGAGGGGGGCCACUUGUGAGGCAUGUGGAGCGGUCGCUGACGGCGUGAGAUUGCACUAAAGUAGGGGCUUGUCGUGGCGCGCCCCGGGGUAGUCUUGUGUGGGACGCAUAUAUACGACUGUAACCAUCC
Messenger RNA from Emiliania huxleyi CCMP1516, 855 nucleotides. RefSeq lists its product as hypothetical. The transcript is spliced from 6 exons. Bases 7 to 699 code for a protein of 230 amino acids. The record is from RefSeq and is a predicted model, not a curated record. Gene Ontology annotation, biological process: box C/D snoRNP assembly. NCBI's taxonomy places the organism in Eukaryota, Haptophyta, Isochrysidales, Noelaerhabdaceae.